Messenger RNA from Erpetoichthys calabaricus (reedfish), 1163 nucleotides. Its product is annotated as inner centromere protein-like. The transcript has 7 exons. Bases 108 to 1163 code for a protein of 351 amino acids. NCBI's taxonomy places the organism in Eukaryota, Metazoa, Chordata, Cladistia, Polypteriformes, Polypteridae. The record is from RefSeq and is a predicted model, not a curated record.
GUAAGCAGUAAUUCAUGUAAAGUAUUGUUAAUAAGUGUAGCACUUGGUUUGUAUGUUUUUCGUUUCGGCACAUUACUGCCGAAAUUAAAAGUGAAGAGCCAGAACUGAUGGAUAAGGCACCAUCCCAGAAGAAGGUGAGAAGAAAGAAGAGAUUAUCAGUUGGGAGAUGUGAAAAUCAGAAACCAAGUAUUCAGAGGAAUAUACGCACCACUGUAAGGUGUUCUCCUGUAAAAGUUUCUGUCUUGAAUCUUAUAAAUGAAGACAGCCCACAGGAAGGACUUCUUAAAAAGGAUGAUUUGGAGUUGUCCAAACCUUUAGAGACAAUUCACAACCCAAACAUAGCUACCAGUGUUGCCCAAUUAUGUGAUAAGAGAAUUGUUUCAGUUGAAAUCACUUUGAAAGACCGCCUAGCUGCAGAAGUUUACCAGAAAAAAGAAGAUUUUCAAGAAACAGUAAGGAAACUUCAGAAAAUGUGUUCAGAAGAUUCUAUAUUGGCAGAUGAAUCUUGUCGGGAAACAGCAGUCGCACUAGGCCGGGUGGUGUCCAAACUUGCCAUAGCAGGAUCUACUGAUCAAGGCAGUGAAUCUGAGAAUUCCUCCAAAGGUUCCAAAAGUUUGAAAAAUCCCAGAGGUGGCUUCAAAUCUGCCUGUGUUGGUCACGGGAUGCCUAGCCAAUGUUUCAUUCCAGGUUGCCAAUCUCUUCUCAGUAUAGGUGAAAGCCUUAUUGAAGAGUCCAGGCACAUGGCAUGUUGGUCCUCUGUUUUAAUGAAUACUACCCUGGAGUCUUCAACAUCAAGCUCAAGAAGCAAUAUCCAUCUUGAAGAUUGUUUGAGACAAAGCUACAAACAGCCAAUAGUGGAGUUGAAAAAAGUUCAGGGAGAAGACUGUCAAGCUGAGAAGCCUGUUACUCAGGUGAAGGAAUCUUUGCCUGUUUGUGUUCCCAAAAGUUGCAGUACAAUGAACCCACGUGGGAAGCCAUACCUUCAUACCGUGCAAGGUAAUCAGCUGCCGAUGUCUACUCCAAAUUCAUUGGGUCAGUCGACCAUUAUCAAAUCCUCCAUCAAGUGCACUAACCCACUCAAAGUGGACAUAAAGACUGCAAGUAUUCUAAGUAUCCAUAUGCACUUUACUCAGGCAUUCUUUGUGUUUGUAUCUUUUGAAUGA